Molecule: messenger RNA, 471 nt
Organism: Neurospora tetraspora
Lineage: Eukaryota; Fungi; Ascomycota; Sordariomycetes; Sordariales; Sordariaceae
Exons: 2
Coding region: 1-471 (156 amino acids)
Source: RefSeq, a predicted model, not a curated record
AUGCCUGCCAUAAGCAAGACCCUACGCGCGCGCGUCAUUGCCGUCGUAGAAGACCUCUUCGCCGCGAUGUUCAUUAUCAUCGUCGGAUCUUGCCUCAGCUUCUACCAUCUUAUCGCCGCUAGCAACACUAUUAAAAGCAGCAGGGCCACUGCCCGCACUAUUAACGGUAGCAACACCAGAAGCAGCAGCGCCAAUACAGGCAGCAGCACCAUCACAAGCAGCAGCAACAACUUUAGCAGCAACAGCCAGAGCACCAGCAAUAGUAAUGGCAACAACAGCCAGAGCACUACAAGUAGUAGUGGCAACAGCAACAACAUCAAGCCUACGGGCAAAAAAGUUCGGUUUGCUCUCGAAGAGAGGGUGAAAUUGGGAAAGGCGGCGAGGAUGGGUGAAAGCCAGUGGAAUAUGAUCAGGAGGAGAGACCGCCGGGAGGGGGCGAUGUUCGCGAUCAGAGUACCACAAGUCGAGUAA